This is a messenger RNA of Ascoidea rubescens DSM 1968, 1434 nucleotides long. RefSeq names its product Pkinase-domain-containing protein. The transcript has 2 exons. Gene Ontology annotation, biological process: protein phosphorylation. Gene Ontology annotation, molecular function: protein kinase activity; ATP binding. Lineage: Eukaryota; Fungi; Ascomycota; Saccharomycetes; Ascoideales; Ascoideaceae. The record is from RefSeq and is a predicted model, not a curated record. Bases 1 to 1434 code for a protein of 477 amino acids.
AUGUACAAGCUCUCGAUAUCAAAUCUGACCCUUAAUAAAAAAUACCCAAUUUUAUUCCAAAAUAACUAUAAUAUAAUCGAACAAAUCGGCGAUGGUGCUUUUUCAGUUGUAUUCAAAGCUAUAGACUUGGCCAGUCUUAAUAGCAGCAACAUUGAACCCAGCACCAAUAAUAACCCCAAUGACUACAAGAACAAACUACACGAUAACAAUUUUGUUGCAAUCAAAAUCAUAAACAAAUCACAAUUAAAUUCAAAUCAAAAAUCUUUAAUCCUCAAAGAAGUUUCAAUCUUGAAGAAACUAAAUCAUAAAAACAUUGUCAAAUUUAGAAACUUCCUACAAGAUGUCAACUACUUUUACAUAAUCCAAGAGCUUUGUCAUGGCGGCGAAAUUUUCAAUCAAAUUGUCAAUUUGACUUAUUUAUCUGAAGAUUUAUCAAGACACGUCAUCCUCCAAAUUGCUGAAGCUCUUAACUAUUUGCAUAAUGAAAUUGGUAUUGUUCAUAGAGACAUUAAACCGGAAAACCUAUUGUUUAAUCUAAUCCCUUACACUAGAAGUGAAUGUCAACAUCUUCGAAAAUCGGACGACCCAAAAGUCAAAAAAGAUGAAGGCCUAUUCAAAUACGGUUAUGGUGGAGGCACCAUCGGUAUAGUUAAAUUAGCAGACUUUGGUUUAUCGAAACAAAUUUGGGAAUUGAAAACUAAAACUCCUUGUGGUACUGUUGGAUAUGUUGCGCCUGAAAUCGUCAAGGAUGAAAAAUAUAGUAAAAAGGUGGAUUUAUGGGCAUUAGGAUGUGUGUUGUAUACGCUAUUAUGUGGGUUUCCGCCAUUUUAUGAUGAUAAAAUUGAUGUGUUGACCGUUAAGAUCAGUAAAGGAGAAUUUGAAUUUUUAAGUCCUUGGUGGGAUGAGAUUUCAAAUGGAGCUAAAAACUGUGUUAAAAACCUAUUGUCUGUCAACCCCAAACAACGAUACGAUAUUAAGCAAUUCUUUUCAGAUCCUUGGAUUGAAGAGUAUUUGCUCAAGCUACCAAAAGACUCAAAUGGAAACCUUAUUUAUGCUGUUGAUCUCGAUGGCGAGUAUAGCACUAGAUACUACUCGCCCUCAGCAAUGUUACUAAGAGACGCGUUUGAAAUAUCGGCAGCGUUGAAUAGAAUGAAUGAAGAAAAGGCCAAUAACAGAGAAAGAGAUCAAAUUAUUGAGGAGGACGAGGAUGAAGAAGAUGAGGACAUUUACGGAAAUGAUAACGGCACUAAUCAUAUUCAUAACAAAAAAAUCUCUUUUAAUAAUAUUAAUAAAAACAAUGAGCCAACGUUUGAUUUGAAAAUCGAAACGUCUACACUCUUAGAAAGAAGAAGAAAGAAGAAAACCAAUGAACCCAUUAUUAGACACGAUGUUAUAAACAAUAGAAGAAUUUUACAAGAAACAGAAGCAUUUUAG